Messenger RNA from Caenorhabditis remanei, 1578 nucleotides. RefSeq lists its product as uncharacterized. The record is from RefSeq and is a predicted model, not a curated record. Gene Ontology annotation, biological process: mRNA splicing, via spliceosome. The coding region runs from base 1 to 1578 and encodes 525 amino acids. NCBI's taxonomy places the organism in Eukaryota, Metazoa, Nematoda, Chromadorea, Rhabditida, Rhabditidae. Gene Ontology annotation, cellular component: nucleus. The transcript is spliced from 7 exons.
AUGGCAGAUAACCCUUCAAAUCUCCGUAACGAAGAUUUCCGUAAGCUUCUGACGUCCGCUCGAAGUGAUCGUCCGGCUUCUUCGGCGUUCGCAAAGCCGGCAGAUCCAAAAUCAAACGACGAAAAGCCGGCGAGUUUCAAGCAUAAGCAUCUGAAGCCUGCGAAGUUUAAGAAACCACAGGCACCAGGGUCAGCAAAGGGAAAAAAGGAAAAGACAGAGGCCGAUGAAGACGAAGCUCAUCUGAAGAAUAUCCUCAAAAACUACAGAGAUCGAGCCGCCGAACGGAGAAAAGCGGGAGAUGAGAAAGAAGACACCACCAAACUUACCGCUGCAUAUCGAGCCGUUCCAGGGGAUGCUCGUAGUGCUCUCGACCAAGCGGAUCUCCGAAAGCAGGCGAUUUUGGAGUCGAAGUAUUUGGGAGGAGAUUUGGAGCACACUCACUUGGUCAAAGGUCUGGAUUAUUCACUGUUGAAUAAAGUGAGAAGUGAGUUGACAGCUGAUGACGACGAGGAGGAUGAUGAUAUUGAGGCACUUGACGAUAAAAAGUCAGCGAAGCCGUCCGAAGCCACUUCACUCACCCAGGAGCUCGCUCAAUCCCACUCGGAGAACCGAAUGGUUCGAUCCCUCCACCGAGUUCUUUUUAAAAACGAAGUGCCUCUUCGGAACGACCUGUUCGCCAAGGGACGGAUGGCGUAUGUUGUGGAGUUGGAAGAUGAGGAGACGGAUAUUCCGACAACGUUGCUCAGAUCGCUUCACGACCUGCCACGUGCCGAAUCAGCCCAAUCAAUCCAGGCGAACAACCUCAUCAUCUCGAAACUCUCCCACGUCCUCGCCCAUCUCCGGUCGGAACCGAAAAAGAAGAAGAAGGAGGAAUUCCGCACGUCGACCGCUUCAUCUGCCCCCUCGGCUCCAAAAGGAGAUGAUAUUUAUGAUGAUUUGGACGACUAUGUCCCAUCUCGGAAGCCGCGUGAUUCUCGAGAUAAUCGGGAUAAUAGGGACCGGGAUAGAAGACGUGACCGUUCCAGAUCCAGAGAACGCGAUCGUGACCGCUACUUCGAGAAGUCGGCGAACGCCAGAAGAGAAGAGGAGCAGAAGCGACGAGAACAGCAACGGGAGAGGGAGAGAGCCGAACGGGAACGUCUUCGGGAGAAAGAAAAAGAAAAGGAGAAGGCGAAGGAGAAGGAACGAGAGAGAAAGAGGAAGGAGAUGGAAGCAUCGUCCGGAUACGAUGAGUGUUAUCCAGGAGGGCUCGUUGAGAUGGGCGGCUCGUGGGAUUCUGAUGAGGAGGCGGAUUACUCCAAGAUGGACGCCGGUCCGAAGAAGAAUCAAGCCGUCAAUCGAUGGGAUUUCGACACCGAGGAGGAGUACGCAACGUACAUGGAAGGAAGAGAAGCUCUCCCGAAAGCCGCCUACCAGUAUGGAGUCAAGAAUGGAGAGGGCCGAAAGAACAAGAAACAAUCGGCAGUCUCGGAAGCGAAACGGUUGGAUCGUGAGCUCAACGAGAUCAAUAAAAUUAUGGAUAAGAGGAAGAUUGGAGGAGAAGGAGGUGGCGGCGACUACAAGAAACCAAAAUAUUAA